Styela clava is the source of this 1243-nucleotide messenger RNA. The record is from RefSeq and is a predicted model, not a curated record. Lineage: Eukaryota; Metazoa; Chordata; Ascidiacea; Stolidobranchia; Styelidae.
CCGACAUCACAGAAUCUAGUAAUUCCAGAAUCUAGUAUCGUAAUUCAAUCUUGGUUGCUCCUUUGGCGUACAAAUGGCCACAGUGCAAUGUAUUCUGAUGGUGUUAUUGGCAGGAACACUACAGACAGCGUUCUGCCAAUGUGAUAAUACUUCAUUGGUUAUAAAGAAAGGGAACGGCGAGAUUACUUCUCCGAAUUAUCCUCCAAACGAAUACGGAAAAUCAGCUUCAUGCUUGUGGGAGUUCCAGCCUCCGAUAGAUGGGAAGAAUUACAGUCUCAAUCUGACGAUUGUUUAUCAACGACUCUAUUUUGUUGCUGGUGGAUUCCACUUGAAAUACUGUUCGGGAAAUUAUUCGCUUUUUAUAAGAAAUGAUCAACAAGAAUGCCAAAGAUACAUCUCUACCCAGAAUCUAAAAUACGUUACAUUGAUGUUCUAUGAUUCUGACUCAUGUGGCGCUGGAUCUCCCAAUCAACCAUUCUCUCCGGGCGUUACAGUUCGGUAUACUUCUAAAGGAUUGUUGUACAGUUCGAAUCAAUUUAGUAUGGGAUUCGAAAUCCAAUACAAAUUUACCGAAUGUAUUGAAGCAACGACACUCUACCCGACAACUAUUGCACCUACAACCACUGUUAUUGAAACGACUACUGCGGAAGAAACUACCACAUAUAUGAUGGAAACCACUGCGCCAGAAAAGCAGGAAACGACAAUGCCAACAAAAAGAAUCGAAAUGGGAAAUUUGUCUACAUUCAUCAAUAAUUUGACAUGGACAAAAUCAACGUUCGACACAACUCCCAUAGAGUCGUCAAGAGUAUCAACAGAAACAGUCAACACAAACACUGAUGGAAUUACGAACACAGGUGGAAUGAGUCCAACAACUCUAAUACUCCUCCUCUCCAUACCAAAAUUUAUCUUUGUUUUACUAGUUGUCGUGGCUGGAAUUGUAUUCUACAUGAAAAGACGAUCACAACGCUCAGACCAUGUCAACACAGCACAAGGGACAGCUAAUUCUACUGAGAUGGGAAAUAUCAUUUCUACGAGUCAAAACGGAACGUCAGGUACCGAUGGCUACGAAGAGGUUCAAUCUGCGCCAUCUGGCGGAUAUGAAGAGAUACGACAAGCAACUGACGGAUACGAGAAAGUGCAAAUCAGGGCAAUACCUCAGGAAAAAGAAAGCGGAUAUAAAGCAACGUAUAUGAACGUUGCAUAAAAGUCAGAAAACAAAUAUUGUGCAACAAAACAGUGAAAG